GGACAUUUUGGUAUUUUCUCCUAAAUAAUAAUUUAUCCAAAUUGUGAGACAGAAACGUUCCAAGCUGAAAGAUGAGACGCGCUUUUAUCAAGGAUUAAAUUCCCGAAUAUCAUGAAUCAAUGAAUUGCAGGUCAUAAAAUCGGAAUCCGCAUGCAAUUCAUUCGCACAAAAAUUGACACUGAUUGUGAUCGACGAGCGAGCGAGCGAGCGUUGUUGAUGCAAGUAUGGCGCUGCUUUUGGUGUUAGCAUUCGUAAUUGGGGCCCUAACUGUUGUUGCUUUGGAGGUCGCCGGACUGUGGAUUUUGAUUCGCCGUUUAAAUCUAAAAGUCAAAAGGGAAGAGACUAAAUCCAAUACUACGCCCUCCGUUUCUUUUCCUGUUGACCACAACCCCUCCUUGUCGGAUAAGCAGGGGGCUCUAUGGGUUCUUCAACCAGAUAAAGUUCCAAAAUCUGGGCUUCAGGACAAAAAGACAACAGAACAAAAGAAGAGAAAAGAUUUCGUGGAGGUUACACCUAUCCGGAAAUAUGCUAGAAUUCGAGAUCAACAUCUUAUCCUAAUGGAGUCAGAUGAUUCGUCUGUGGAAAUUUCACUUAAGGGCUGCACAGUUGUUGCUGUUUCUGCCACAAGCUUGUCAUCGAGAAAAUGGGCCAAGAAGUAUCCCAUCAAAGUUGAGAGCAAAAAAUUAGCCAUAUAUAAAGGAUCUAACAUUAUUUAUAUAUAUCUUGAGACAUCUUGGGAGAAGGAAUCCUGGUGUAAAGCCCUUCGUCUUGCUUCAUACGAUGAUGAGGAAAAAAUUACCUGGUUCUCCAAACUAAGUCUGGAGUUUCACUAUUACCUGGCAUCACUAAAUGCAGGAUAUCCUUCAUUCAUGAAGCCUUCUGCAGGUCAAAGUUCUGUAUCAAAUGAUAAGUCAGUUAAGCUUGAUAAUCCAUCGUCAAAGGUUCGUCAAUUCCUAAAGAAGCUUACUAAAAAGGCUUCUAAGAGUGGACUAGACUAUAAAGCAAGCGGGAUUUCAGUUUCAGGCCGUGAAGAAAGAAAAAUAAGUGAAAAAUCCCAUUCAUUUCAAGACUUAAUGGACACGAAAGGGAAAUUUCCUAACACUUUUGACGACACUAGCAUGGGGCCAUCCAUUUCCACUUCUUCUGAGCCUGGCUUAUCUGAAUCAGACUCCAACCACAAUAAUUUGGACGAAGGAACCCUGUGCUUGAAUUUAUUAAUAUCGCGGCUAUUCUUUGAUGUCAAGAAUAAUCCUCAGAUAAUGAGUUCCUUACAUAGUCGGAUUCAGAGAGCAUUAUCCAAUAUACGAAUCCCGAAUUACAUUGGUGAAGUCACAUGUACAGCUGUGGAUCCUGGUACUAUUCCUCCACGCAUCCUUGCAGCAAGGGUCCUUCCCUCGGAUAUGAAUGAGGUAUGGUCCUUGGAAAUUGACGUGGAAUAUUUAGGUGGCAUGCUCCUGAACUUUGAAACAAGGCUUGAAAUUCGAGAAUUAGAAUUUGAAGGAGAGGAAACACGUUUCCAAGUGAACACUGAUAAUGAGGUCACCUCUGAUUUGCUGGAAAGUUUUGAGUAUCUUGGCAAACAAUUGAAUCUUUCUGAAGAUAUAACCAGUGACACAAAACAAAAAGAUGCAGGAUAUAACGACACAGAUGAGACUGAAAUUUUGAAAAGCACGGCAAAUGCAUCGUCUCAAGGGUCGAGAUGGAAGUCUAUAUUACAUUCUAUCAAGAAACAGGUGUCACAGGUUGGUCUCUCAUUGGGGAUAAGGAUUUCUUCUCUUUCUGGAACAAUUAGGUUGUGCAUGAAGCCACCACCUUCAGAUCAAAUAUGGUUUGGCUUUACCUCUAUGCCUGAUAUUCAGUUUGAUUUGGAAUCUUUUGUUGGGGACCACAAAAUUACAAAUGGGCAUCUUGCUUUGUUCCUGAUCAGUCGAAUCAAGGCGGGAAUUCGUGACACUUUGGUGCUCCCGAACAGUGAGAGUGUCGGCAUACCUUGGAUGUUGGCGGAGAAAGAUGACUGGGUACCUAGAAAAGCUGCUCCAUUCAUGUGGUAUAAAAUUGAUCAAGAUUCUGUUAGUGCUAGUACAAAACGACAAGAUUCUGUUAGUACUAGUACAAAACGAGAAGCCCCUUCAUUCCAACCAGUGGAAGUAACACAUGCUAUUGAAGAAAAUCUUAGAAAUCCCACCAAGUCAGAAGUCAACCGUGGUGGUUGUAUACCAGAAGUAGCAUGUGAAUCCUUGGACCGCUCUGCAUCUUCAUCAAGUUCCAUAGUUGAUUCAACAUCGAAGAGCAGCUCUUUCCAAGAACUUGGAGCCCCUUUAUUGGACAAGGAUAAAAUGCAAGAAUUUGGCUCAAGAAGCUCAGAGGAUAAUAAUAAUAAACAGGAUAUUUGGUGGCAUUCUCCAUCAAGGGUCUUUACAGAGGGACAAAAUUAUAAUGGAGAAGAUGAUGAGACGAGAUCAAGAAGAAUAGGUACAAGAGAACGUAUGCGUGGUUUGGGAAAGAAAGUGGGAGAAAAGCUUGAUGUGAAGAGGCGAACCAUUGAAGAAAAGGGAAGAAGUUUUGUCGAGAGGAUGAGGGGACCAUGAUAAUAAUGAUGUAUGUAUUUGCAGUAAAUAACAUUCCAAUUACCUUACUUGAUGGUAGAGUGUCUACAACUCUCUGGUUAAUUUGUUUUAAGGAAUAUUCCUGGUAUUUGUUUUAGGAUAGGGGAUUCAUUUUGGGUCAAGAGAAGAUCCAGAUGUACAAAAUUUAUAUUACAAAAAAAAUGGCACUAUAAAAAGACUUGGGUGUUUACAAGCAUUAUGAUAGAGAGUGUAUUUUCUCAGAUUUAGA
Erythranthe guttata (spotted monkey flower) is the source of this 2835-nucleotide messenger RNA. RefSeq lists its product as uncharacterized. Gene Ontology annotation, molecular function: lipid binding. NCBI's taxonomy places the organism in Eukaryota, Viridiplantae, Streptophyta, Magnoliopsida, Lamiales, Phrymaceae. The record is from RefSeq and is a predicted model, not a curated record. Gene Ontology annotation, cellular component: endoplasmic reticulum.